Messenger RNA from Cryptomeria japonica (Japanese cedar), 1854 nucleotides. Its product is annotated as nucleolar GTP-binding protein 1. Lineage: Eukaryota; Viridiplantae; Streptophyta; Pinopsida; Cupressales; Cupressaceae. Gene Ontology annotation, cellular component: nucleolus. The transcript is spliced from 14 exons. Gene Ontology annotation, biological process: ribosomal large subunit biogenesis. The record is from RefSeq and is a predicted model, not a curated record. The coding region runs from base 200 to 1501 and encodes 433 amino acids. Gene Ontology annotation, molecular function: GTP binding; RNA binding; GTPase activity.
ACUGGAGGCUGAGCACUCCAUGACCCCAAACAUCACCAAAUUACUUGAUUUCUAAAACUUUACCAGGCCACAAUUGAAGCCUAUCGGCUAACUAAUAUUACCCUUAGCUAAAAUGAAUUACACUCUCGUUUACCUGCAGUGAUGUUUAAAGAAUAGGUAAUACAGCUGCAGAUUGUAAGCUCGAGUCCACACAGCCACCAUGCAGGCUCUUCCGACGCAUCCUGGUUCAACUUUCCUUAUGAAUGUGUCAAACACAGUAAGAUUGGCAUUUUGUGGAAAAGCACGCAAGGGAAUCUAUGUGGCUGGAGCUGAACUCAGUGGGAACAGUUCUGUUAUACCCACAAAGGAAAAAAGUCACAGAGUGGCAGACGAAAAGAUUGAAAAAAUAUUAAAAUAUCAAAAUGUUGGUGCAUUUCAAAGUCUUCCCAUGGUGAUGCCAUCAAAGGAUAUCCUUUGUUCAGCAAUGAGAAAGGCAAAGAUGGUUGGUCCAACAAAAGGUAUUAUAAACCUAGCAAAGAGAGAACGAAAUCGAGGUGCCAAGCAGCUAGAUGCAUUGAUGAAAGAACUUGCUGUUCCCUUGAGAAAUUAUGUGGAGAGAUUUCCUUCAAACCAGAAUCUACAUCCUUAUGAACAGUCUUUAAUCGAGUUCACCUUAGGAAAAGGCAAGUAUGAAGAGGUUUUGCAAGCAGUUGAUUUGUUUCGAAGGAGGAUUACAUCAAUAGGAAAGCAACAAGCUUCUGUUUGUGCUAAGUCUAUUUCAAAACGCGAAGCAGAGCAGCGAUUAAGUGAGGGAUUCUCCAAAAUGGAAGAGCUUUUUCAGAAUAAUGGAAGAGCAGUAGACAAUCUCUUGAAUAUUGCAAAGACUUUGCGAGCAAUGCCAGUUGUGGAUCUUGAAACACCCACUCUCUGCCUUGUUGGAGCUCCAAAUGUGGGAAAGUCUUCUUUAGUUAGGAUUCUUUCAACAGGGAAGCCUGAGGUUUGCAACUAUCCCUUUACAACAAGAGGCAUUCUAAUGGGCCACAUCACCAUAAAUUAUGAACGUUUCCAGGUGACUGAUACACCAGGACUGCUAAGGAGAUCUGAUGGUGAAAGAAACAAUUUGGAGAAGUUGACACUUGCUGCUUUAUCCCAUCUACCGUCAGCAGUACUGUUUGUUCAUGAUCUUUCCGGUGAUUGUGGGACAUCUGUUUCUGAUCAGUUUCUGCUUUACAAUGAAAUGAGGGAAAGAUUUGGGAAUCGAUUAUGGAUGGAUGUUGUUUCCAAGGCUGAUUUGUUAUCAAAUUCUUCAAGUGCUUCUUAUACCACGGAGAACAAUUACAAGUUAGUUGGACCAGAGGGGUCUCUUCACGUCUCUAUCAAGACCAACCAAGGAAUUAAUGAGCUUAAACAAAAAGUCCAUGAAGUUCUUCUAUGCGAGUUAUCCAAAACUAAAAGCAUGCCACCAAAUUAUCGCGAUGGAGGAGAUGACAUCUCAGAAGCAAUUGGUUUACAUUCAAGAUAGUCCCACUGGUUGUCCAUAAAGCAUGGUUGACGGUCUUGUUUUUGUGCUCAUGUAUUUCACAGUAUUAAUGGCGUUAUAUCUUACAUGUAUAAGAUAUUGUACAAAAGUUAUAUGUAAGCAAAUUGCAUCGCAUAAACUUUAAAUCAUAUAAAUUUGUAAAUGAAUUAGUUAACGAUGACGAUUCCUUUCACUUUUAAAAGUUAUUCAAUAUCUUUAUCUUUAUUUUAUAUAGAUAGGAGGAUGUAUCAGCUGUGUGGUCCAUUGCUCUAAUUAAUUACAAUGUCUGACUAUGAAUUGAUAAGAAUCAUCUGUCUUUAAAACUCUAUUUAAAAUAUAUUGAGAGAUAUUCAUUU